AUGGGUCUAGUUCUACACGACUCACGCGAGGGUCAGGGAUCACGGGGGGAUCCUUCAAGAAAUGAAUCAUCUACCACCUUCAAUCGUACUAAACGCCUUUCCGAUGGUAAGUACGACGAUGACGUUUAUCCACUGUCCAAAGUUGUGGUAUCCAUAAGGACGAGACAGGCCAGAAGAUUUUUCGGCGACAAUCAUUUCUGUUCUGGCGUUAUUCUGGCGCCAUUGUUCGUUAUGACCUCCUCGCACUGUCUGAUGAACAAUCGAAGGGUUAAGUAUUACAGCGGAGUGCUGGUCGUGAUUGGUGGAACUUACAAUAGGUUAAAAUAUAUCCAUGGCGAAACUUUCAUAUCUCCCGUUAGCCGUACAAUGUUGCCAGAUAGUUUUACAAUGGAUAAUAAGGAGGCUGUUGGACUAUUAAAACUAUCGCGGCCCUUUCCAAGGACCAGUCAUAUCGCCAUAGCUCAAUUGCCCACCAGACCACCGCUAGAUGGUCUUCUAUGCAACGUUUUGGGUUGGGGACAAAUGUAUCAUGGUGGACCGCUUGCUUCGCACAUGCUUUACAUAAACGUGGAGAUUAUAUCACGUGAGAAGUGUAAGAAAUGGUUGGAUGUACCACAACUUUCGGUACUCUGCGCCAUAGGCAAUCCCCCUACAUCACCGCAACAGCCUUGUGCCGGUGACUUGGGAUCUCCAUUGAUCAGCAACAAUAUCGUCUACGGUGUGGUGGCUGCUACAGUGGCAUGUGAGACCAACCACCUGCCAUCCAUAUACACCGAUGUCUAUAGCAAUGUGCAGUGGGUUCAGGGCAAGAUAGUCGCCAAUGCAGGAAGCUUGUUAACUCUACCGGCCUUAGUGGUUUUUAGUUUUGGACUCAUUUUUUAUAUUUUCACUUAUGAAGAAUAAUUUUGUAUAAAAAGAAGAAAGCAACAGUAAUCUAUAAAAUAUUAGUAAAAGUCUACGAACUCGUUAAAAAUGUAUAAAUUUCAUCUAUAAACUCUUAAGCACUUUUCGGUUUAAACCUUUCAAAGUUAUCCAAACGCUUGUAAAUAAGUUUCUCUUCUGCCAAUAAAUCUUUUGGCCAUUGCCGAAGGUUUACUUAAAGCGCUUUAAUUGAUUUCGGUUUCUCAGUUCUUGUUAUGGAUUCCGGGUAACACUCGGAUUUGGCUUAACAACUAACCAAAUGCCAACAGCAAUAGCAACAGCAACAGCAACAAUUGCAGAUUGUGCUGCACUCACGAGCGGGCAAUAAAAAGGGCAACCGACCAGAGAACGACAAGAUGUACUCUAGUUGUUAUUGCUUCUCUUGUUGUUGUUGUUCUGGCAAAGAGUAAACUUGAAAGGCAAAAAAAAGAAAACGGUUACUAGGUCAGUAACACUGCCAGAAACACGCGUCUGCAGGCAGGAUUCUCUCGCCUUUCGGCCACUUUGCAGACGAAUGCGUGUGCGCUCAUUCUCCGAGGCCGGAAAAUCUCUCUGCGAGCCGCCCUUUUUAGUACAUUGAGCGCACACAGCCUCCGAGUUUUCCGACUUACCACGAGAGAGAGCCAGAUUUUUGUAGCUUUGUCGCUUUGCCGGAUUUUGAAACGCAACCACACCUGCUCAGCAUCCAACUCAGUACUCAAUCGUGCGCGCGUCAAACAGGACGAUUACGGCGGAUAGUCAUAAGGAUGCUGGCUCUCUAGCGGUCUAGGGAAAUCGGAAAAUCGGAAAAUCGGAACAUCAACGAACUCUAGAGCAGAUCGGGUCCAAAAAAACCGAAAUCGAGUCGAGUGAUAAAAGAAACCGCAGGGCAAAAAAAAAGCUAAGAAAAAAAACGAAGUCGCGCGCAUUAAGUGAUAAUAAAGUAGCGGCAAUCAUUUUUAAAAUUGUGUGCCAGCUUAUGCAAAUGUAAAAGUCGCUUAAGAGCCAAUUCCCAAAUAUUCCUCAAGUUUCGCCCCUCAAAAAAAAAAAGGGAAAGAG
Molecule: messenger RNA, 1959 nt
Organism: Drosophila eugracilis
Lineage: Eukaryota; Metazoa; Arthropoda; Insecta; Diptera; Drosophilidae
Product: putative trypsin-6
Exons: 4
Coding region: 1-903 (300 amino acids)
Biological process (GO): proteolysis
Molecular function (GO): serine-type endopeptidase activity
Source: RefSeq, a predicted model, not a curated record